Messenger RNA from Marasmius oreades (fairy-ring Marasmius), 471 nucleotides. RefSeq lists its product as uncharacterized. The transcript has 4 exons. Lineage: Eukaryota; Fungi; Basidiomycota; Agaricomycetes; Agaricales; Marasmiaceae. The record is from RefSeq and is a predicted model, not a curated record. The coding region runs from base 1 to 471 and encodes 156 amino acids.
AUGUUUUUUCCUGUGCAAAAACGUUCUUCUUCGUCGAGUCUGAUCCACAAAAUUCGCUCUUCCCUCUCAGCGGUCUCAAACUCUUCGAGGGAAAACCAAGACAGGGCCUCUUUUGGCCACGAGACUUGCACCAUACGAAGGCGCCAUACGAAGACGCCUUCCCUUCAUAUUCCCAAGCAUUCAACCAUAAACAUCAAGGACAGGUUAAGCAAAUUCGGAAGCGAAGCAUACGAUGAGGAGAUGAAGCUAUUGAACAACAUAACCUGGCUGAGCGAACUAGUUCUAUGCAAAGACGGAAACAUGAUAGACGCAGGGGGAAACAAGGGCCGAAUGGUCAACAAGAAUAUGCGUGGAAUGCAAGAGCUUAGACUUGGAACGCAGUCGAUUACAACAUAUGUUAGCUGGAGGAUAGAAGGACGAGAUCAGCGGGUAUUAUCUGAUGGCGAGCCGCAUCCCGCCUGGGGUCUCUGA